Molecule: messenger RNA, 2974 nt
Organism: Procambarus clarkii (red swamp crayfish)
Lineage: Eukaryota; Metazoa; Arthropoda; Malacostraca; Decapoda; Cambaridae
Product: MIT domain-containing protein 1
Source: RefSeq, a predicted model, not a curated record
AUGUAAACAAGAAGCUAGUGCAUCAGCGGCCCUGGAGAUAACGCUCUGGUAAAUCACCUGCCUCCUGCCCUCCUGCGACCUGGCAUCUUAUUUCCUGCCUAAUUUCCAUCUGGUCUCCUAUUUUCUGGAUAAUUUUGACCUGGUCGUAUAUAUCCUGGUCCCUGGUCUCCUGUGUCCUGGCAUCCUCGGACAUAAUUCCCUGGUAUCUAUCUCAGGGAAAAGCCUAGUCCCCUACGACCUGGCCUUCUGGGUGACGGGACUUCUAACUUGCAAUCUGAUCUAAACUCUAGCAUGUAAUCUGGUCUCUAUGUCCUGGCCACCCAACACCCUGAUGCUCUGGUCUGUAUGGUAGACUGUGACCAGGUCUCCUUCAUCCUGGCCUCCAUCCUGGUCAAAGUUUUAGAUCUCGUGCAAAGGGUUUAAAUCUUGGCCUCGUGUGACCUUGUCUCCUGUAUUCUUGCCUGCAACCUGACAUGCUAUUCACACCAUCUCCUCUAAACAGGAAUGUCUGGAGCAGGGCCUGAAGCAGCUGCUGUCCAAGUUCUGACCAGGGCUGUACAGCUUGACAAUGAAAAAAAGUUUGCCGAGGCACUGGCGUGUUACGAACAAGGAAUAAGACUAUUGCUACAGGCAGCCAAAGAGGUACAGGAUGACAGUAAACGCACCCACUUCCGAAAAAAGACAGAGGAGUAUUUGUCUCGAGCUGAGGCAAUGAAGGAGGCAGCAGACAAACAACGCACCAUUGGACGCAAUCAUAAACAGAUCCAGAUAGAUGCUGGGGCAAUUGGUUAUAGCUACGAGGCCAUAUUUGGACCACUAAUUGACAAAACUCUCUCAUGUGUUGUUGUGGAGGAUGCUUACAUACGCUCUACUCAUCAGAUUUAUAAUUUCCUCCAGUUUUGUGAGCUGUUGGUUCAUAAAGCCGAGUGUCUGAAGUCUAUUACCCUCCAGACGACACGUGACCCAGCAGAUCACAAAACGCAACAUUCUCGGCUGGAGGAAAUCCGACAAUCACUUUGGAAGCACAACAUUACGCUAACUGUUGAGUAUUCUGACACAAUUCAUGACAGAGAAAUCAGGUUUGACAGUGGAUGGAUCAUCAAGAUAGGCAGAGGCCUAGACUAUUUCAAGAAGGCUGAGGGUCGCUUCUCCCUCGGUUGGUCAGAUUACCACUUCCGUCAGUGUCACCAAACAACUAUAGACAUAUUUCACCAACAAUCAGUAAAGUGAGGAAGGUUUUUUAUCUUAAAACUGAGUAGUUACAUCUCUGAAGCACAUGUCCAGACACAGUAAAACUGUUGUACAUUUUAUCUUUACGUCUUUCACAAACUGACAAACAGAAUACAGUAUACCAUUAAAAAUCUGGUUUAAUUAUUAUUAAAUAUAAUGCACUGCUCGAUGACUGCUUAUUAGUGUAGGCUGAAAAUGUGUAUUAAAUUGUAUACAGUAUAUUACAGAAAAGGAUUAACAAAUCAAUUUCUUUCUUGUAGUUUGUGUAAUCGUAAAAGGAAACUGCAAUAGUGAAAGCUCUAAUAGAGUAUUUCUUGUAAUUAUAUUGUAUUUAUGAAGCUACGAAGGAAUAGACUAUUUUUAUCUACGUUUUCUACUGUGUAAUAAUUGUAAAUUUAAGAAAUAGGAAAAUGCAUGCUUCAAGUGUACUGUACUUGAAUUUUCACUAAUGUUUACUGUACUGUGAUAUACAUAGUUUAAAAUUUUUUAUUGUGAAUAAAUAUUGAGGCUGUACGAUAGAAUUGAACCCAUCCCCCCCCCCCCCCCCCCUCCCCUUAAUCACCUCGGCCACACACACCACCGACGUGCCCGAGGUGAUCAGGGAUGCGGGUUACCUUCUUUCGUAUAGCCUAAAUAUUUCUUCAUAGAUUCAUCACGUUAUUAUGAUUUUCAUUGUGCAGUUCUUGAUAUGCAUAAAACAUUCUUGCUAUUAAUUUCUACUACUUGGAGAAAUUACAUGUGCAGUGUUAUAAAAACAUGCAGGGCUAGUCUUUCAUUUACUAUGAUAUUGUACCCCAGAGAUCCAAGUUUAUUUUUUUAUAACCAAUUUUUGGUUACCUGGUUUUUUGGUUUGGUUACUAUGUUCGAGUUGCAAAAGGUUUCAUGGAUAAUGUCACUUGCAAGCGAGACACUACUGCUGGGACUUGCUUGAUCUAUGCAGUUUUCUAUGUUGUCUCUUACUGUAAUAUGUAUUUGAAUAAGGUGGCCCAAGAACUGUAUUAUAGAGUGUAUCAGCUGUGGGGAUGAGUUUGGCUUACCAAGGACCAGAGUCAGACUCUGGCCUACCCUCACAGAGGCACAGAGAGCAGGUGACACACUGCCACCUCACCGGGAAAGUCGGCAGACCACUGCAGGGUUCAGAGAACUGCACAGCUGUGCUAUGAGCUCUUGCUGCAUAAGCCAACUGUGGUCGCUCCAGCAGUACUGAAGCUCUCACAGCCAGGAGGGAUGCAGAUGAUUUUUUUGGACUUUCCCGGUAAGAAUUCAUACUUACCUAGAUAUCUGGAUGAAUCUGGUGAGAAGUGGGCUUUAUAUAAUCCAGAUAAACAAGAGUAGACAGUAUGCAGAUGAUGAGUCACAAUAAUGUGCCUGAAGAUAUGAUGACCAAACCACAAUGAUAUGCUGAUAAAGAUAAAGAAACAUUGUCGUUUCUUCAUCUUCUGGUGUGUGGUUUGGUCAUUAGUAGACAGUAUAUAUAAAAUAAAAAGUAGAAGGUUGGCAGUGUUAGCAAAAUGUUUUAAGUUUUUUUGUUUUCUAAAUAUUUUGUUUACAAUAUUUAUAUUUUAUACUACAUUCAUGUGAUUAUUAGUGCCUUAAGAUAACACAUUUUCAUCAAUAUGUUACAAGCAAGAGUUUAUAAAGUGUUUGAGAGUUACUCAUAGCUUAGGUGACCUUCCACACGUGCGGUAAAGUCGCCUCAUCACUGAAGAAGAUUUUAUACAAUAAACCUUCGUUAUUGAUUUGA